This is a messenger RNA of Drosophila takahashii, 5820 nucleotides long. RefSeq names its product Protein tyrosine phosphatase 4E (gene Ptp4E). NCBI's taxonomy places the organism in Eukaryota, Metazoa, Arthropoda, Insecta, Diptera, Drosophilidae. Gene Ontology annotation, molecular function: protein binding; protein tyrosine phosphatase activity. Gene Ontology annotation, biological process: protein dephosphorylation. The record is from RefSeq and is a predicted model, not a curated record.
ACCGCUAUCACACAUUCGUUGUUUUUUUUUUGCAGUGCGCUUCGGUCUUGUUUUCGUGUCCGUUUUCGGCGCUCCGUUCGUAUGUUUGUCUCCUUUUGGCAGCCUGUUUUGUUUAACAAAUGCCAGUAACAAGUUUUCGAGAGUGCAAUACAAGUGCAAUAUUAAUUAAGUAAUAAUAAAAACCUACAUAAAUGUAUACCGAGUGCAUAUGUAUGCGUGUGCAAUACAAACGAAUGACCAUGUUAUAGCCAUACAAAAUAUAAAACAAAAACCAUAAAACACCUCCCUCCUCCCCCCUCCCCAACAAAAAAAUAAAAGAAAACAAAAAUCUGCGAAACCUUCGACAAUCAUUGAGUUUUACUGUACUUGAAAAAUGGACUGUGCCACGCGAAAACAACAACAAUUACGGGCACAUCAUCAGCAGCAACAAAUACAAAGGCAAACACAUGGACGAAAGCGGCGGCGAUUACAACAACAACAGCAAAGCCACUACUACCACCACCAACAACACGUGUGGCUUGUUGUUGGGAUUUUGACAAUUUUUUUGACUCAGCAUGCACAAGCAGCCGAUCUGGUGAUUAAUGUUCCAAAUGCGAGCAGCAACGACAACGCCUUCUACAGGAUAGACUACAGUCCGCCCUUCGGCUUCCCGGAGCCGAACACCACGAUCCCGGCCAGCGAGAUUGGCAAGGACAUCAAGUUCUCGAGAGCUCUGCCGGGCACGGAGUACAACUUUUGGUUGUACUACACCAAUUCCACGCAUCAGGAGCUGCUCACCUGGACGGUGAACAUAACGACAGCUCCCGAUCCGCCGGCGAACCUGAGCGUUCAGCUGCGCUCCAGCAAGAGUGCCUUCAUAACGUGGCGACCGCCGGGAACUGGUCGCUAUUCGGGAUUCCGGAUCCGGGUGCUGGGCCUCACGGAUCUGCCCUUCGAGCGAAGCUACUCGCUGGAUGGCAACGAAACGCUGCAGCUGUCGGCCAAGGAACUCACUCCCGGGGGCAGCUAUCAGGUUCAGGCCUACUCCGUCUAUCAGGGCAAGGAAUCGGUGGCCUAUACGAGUCGCAAUUUCACCACAAAACCCAACACUCCGGGCAAGUUCAUCGUUUGGUUCCGGAACGAGACCACGCUGCUGGUGUUGUGGCAACCCCCCUUUCCGGCCGGAAUCUACACGCACUACAGGGUCUCCAUAACGCCGGACGAUGCCAUCCAGAGUGUUUUGUACGUGGAACGCGAGGGUGAGCCACCUGGACCGGCGCAGGCAGCCUUCAAGGGUCUCGUUCCCGGCAGGGAGUACAAUAUAUCGGUGCAAACGGUUUCCGAGGAUGAGACGUCAUCGGUUCCGACCACAGCCCGAUAUCUGACCGUACCGGAACGUGUCCUCAAUGUCACCUUCGACGAGACCUACACAACAUCGAGUUCCUUUCGCGUGAGAUGGGAACCACCGCGAACGUAUAGCGAAUUCGAUGCCUACCAGGUGAUGCUCUCGACGUCGAGAAGGAUAUUCAACGUUCCCCGCGCUGCGGAAGGCGAAUCGGUUCACUUUGACUAUCCCGAUGUCUUGGAACCUGGUCGCAGCUACGAGGUGGUGGUCAAAACAAUAGCGGAUAACGUGAACUCCUGGCCAGCCAGCGGAGAGGUUACGUUGCGUCCACGACCCGUUCGCAGUCUGGGUGGAUUCCUCGACGAUCGCAGCAAUGCUCUGCACAUUUCCUGGGAGCCGGCGGAAACGGGGAAACAGGAUGCCUACCGAAUAAGCUACCACGAGCAGACGAACGCAAGUGAAGUGCCGGCUCUCUUUCCGGUUGCCAGUGAAUCGCAAAUUACCACGAAUCUCACGGAAUACACACUGGAUUCCCUGCUGGCGGGACGCCGUUACCUAAUUGCCGUGCAAGCCCUGUCCAAAGGAGUGGCCUCCAAUGCCAGCGACAUCACGCGAUACACACGUCCGGCGGCGCCACUUAUCCAGGAACUCAAGAGCAUCGAUCACGGACUAAUGCUCAGCUGGCGCAGUGAUGUGAACUCUCGCCAGGAUCGCUACGAGGUGCACUACCAGCGAAAUGGAACGCGCGAGGAGCGCACAAUGGCCACCAAUGAGACGAGCCUGACGAUCCACUACCUGCAUCCCGGUUCCGGUUACGAGGUGAAGGUGCACGCCAUUAGCCACGGCGUCCGGAGCGAACCGCACUCCUACUUUCAGGCAGUUUUUCCCAAACCGCCGCAGAAUCUCACGCUGCAGACGGUGCACACGAACCUGGUGGUGCUCCGUUGGCAGCCGCCGGAGGGCAGCGACUUCAGCGAGUACGUGGUGCGCUAUCGCACGGACGCCUCUCCCUGGCAGCGGAUCUCCGGGCUGCACGAGAACGAGGCCCGGAUCGAGGACAUGCACUACGGCGAACGCUACCUGGUGCAGGUGAACACCGUGAGCUUCGGCAUCGAGAGUCCCCAUCCCCUGGAGCUGAAUGUGACCAUGCCGCCGCAGCCGGUUUCGAAUGUGGUGCCGUUGGUGGACUCGCGCAAUCUCACCCUCGAAUGGCCGAGACCCGAUGGUCAUGUGGACUUCUACACACUCAAGUGGUGGCCCACCGACGAAGCGGAGCGAGUGGAAUUCAAGAAUGUCAGUCAGCUGGAGGAUCUGAGCUCCCCCAGCGUUCGGAUUCCCAUUGAAGAGCUGUCGCCGGGUCGUCAGUAUCGCUUUGAGGUGCAGGCCAGCUCGAAUGGCAUCCGUUCCGGGACCACUCAUCUCUCCACUCGCACCAUGCCACUCAUUCAAUCCGAUGUGUUUAUCGCCAAUGCGGGACACGAACAGGGUCAGGAUGAAACAAUAACCCUAAGCUACACACCCACGCCGGCGGACAGCACUCGGUUCGAUAUCUACCGCUUCUCGAUGGGCGAUCCCAAGAUCAAGGACAAGGAGAAGCUGGCCAACGAUACGGAACGCAAGCUGAGCUUCUCGGGCCUGACGCCCGGCAAGCUGUACAACGUUACCGUUUGGACGGUGAGCGGAGGAGUGGCCAGUUUGCCGGUCCAACGGCUGUAUCGUCUGCAUCCACUGCCCAUCAAUGAUUUGCGGGCUCUCCAGGUGGCUGCUCGUGAGAUAACCUUGCAUUGGGAGGCUCCAGCUGGGGAAUACACCGAUUUUGAACUGCAGUACCUUAGUGCCGACGAGGAGGCACCGCAACUGCUCCAGAAUGUGACCAAGAAGACGGAGAUUUCGCUGCAGAACCUGCGUCCGUAUCACAAUUACACAUUCACCGUGGUGGUGCGAGCUGGUUCCACUCCAAGUACCGAUUCCGAUGUCUCCGGCAGCACCCUAAUGCGCAGCAGUGCUCCCAUCUCGGCCAGCUAUCAAACGUUGGCUGCUCCACCUGGAAAAGUGGACUACUUCCAGCCGAGCGACGUGCAGCCCGGCGAGGUGACCUUCGAGUGGAUUCUGGAGGCGGGCGAACAGCACGGACCCAUUGAUAACUUUCGCAUCACCUGUCAGAAUGCCGACGAUGCAGCGGAUGUGGCAAGCUUCGAAUUCCCGGCGAAUGCGACGCAGGGCAGGAUUAGUGGCCUAGUGCCCGGCAAUCAGUACACAUUCCGCAUACAAGCCAAGUCUGCCUUGGGCUUUGGUGCCGAAAGGGAGCACAUACAAGUAAUGCCCAUACUAGCGCCGCCUGUUCCGGAACCCAGUGUCACGCCGCUGGAGGUCAGCAGAACGAGCAGCACCAUCGAGAUUAGCUUCAGGCAGGGCUACUUCUCCAAUGCCCACGGCAUGGUCAGAUCCUACACGAUAAUCAUAGCCGAGGAUGUGGGCAAGAAUGCGUCGGGCCUGGAGAUGCCCAGCUGGCAGGAUGUGCAGGCAUAUACCGUGUGGUUGCCCUACCAGGCCAUCGAGCCAUAUAAUCCCUUCUUCACCAGCAAUGGCAGUCGGCGGAACGCGCUGGAGGCGGAGCACUUUACGAUAGGAUCGUCCAGUUGCGAGAAACAUCAGACGGGCUAUUGCAAUGGUCCGCUAAGGGCUGGGACCACCUACAGGAUCAAGGUGCGUGCCUUUACGGACGAGGAUAAGUUCACGGACACGGCCUACAGUUCACCGAUAACCACCGAACGCAGUGAUACCGUGAUUGUGGCCGCCACCAUGGCGGCUGUGUUGCUGGUGGCCAUGGUGCUGCUGGUGGUCUACUGCCAGCACCGCUGCCAACUGAUCCGCCGCGCCUCCAAGUUGGCCCGCAUGCAGGACGAGCUGGCCGCCCUGCCCGAGGGCUAUGUCACGCCCAAUCGGCCGGUGCAUGUGAAGGAUUUCGCCGAGCACUACAGACUCAUGUCGGCCGAUUCGGACUUCCGUUUCAGCGAGGAGUUCGAGGAGCUGAAGCAUGUGGGCCGCGAUCAGGCCUGCAGCUUCGCCAAUCUGCCCUGCAAUCGGCCGAAGAAUCGAUUCACCAACAUCCUGCCCUACGAUCACUCGCGCUUCAAGCUGCAGCCCGUGGACGAUGACGAUGGUUCGGAUUAUAUUAACGCCAACUAUAUGCCGGGACACAAUUCGCCGCGCGAGUUCAUCGUCACCCAGGGCCCGUUGCAUUCGACGCGCGAGGAGUUCUGGCGGAUGUGCUGGGAGAGCAACUCGCGGGCCAUCGUUAUGCUGACGCGGUGCUUCGAGAAGGGUCGCGAGAAGUGCGAUCAGUACUGGCCCGUGGAUCGGGUGGCCAUGUUCUACGGGGACAUUAAGGUGCAGUUGAUUAUCGACACGCAUUUCCACGACUGGAGCAUAUCGGAGUUUAUGGUCUCAAGGAACUGCGAGUCGCGAAUAAUGCGGCACUUCCACUUCACCACAUGGCCGGACUUUGGAGUUCCCGAGCCGCCGCAAUCGCUGGUGCGCUUCGUGCGCGCCUUCCGCGAUGUCAUCGGCACGGAUAUGCGGCCCAUUAUCGUCCAUUGCAGCGCCGGAGUGGGCAGAUCGGGCACAUUCAUAGCCCUGGAUCGCAUCCUGCAGCACAUUCACAAGUCGGACUAUGUGGACAUCUUUGGCAUCGUGUUUGCCAUGCGAAAAGAGCGCGUCUUCAUGGUGCAGACGGAACAGCAGUACGUGUGCAUCCAUCAGUGUUUGCUGGCAGUGCUCGAGGGCAAGGAGCAUCUGCUGGCCGAUUCGCUGGAGCUGCAUGCCAAUGAUGGCUACGAAGAGCGCCAGCCGCAAACGAAAAUGGGAACCUUGCCCAUUCGAGCUUCUUUGGCCAGGGCCGAGGAACUGGAUGCGGAUUUAAUGGCCGACAAGGAUCUGGAGCAGCAGCAGCAGCAGGCGGAGGCCAAGGAUGAGAAUGAUGAAGAGGAUGAGGACGAGGAGGAUGAUGACCAGCAGCCGUUGAACAAUGAAACGACUGCCACCUUGUCAUCGGCCAGCUGCAGCAGCAGCAGUCAGGAUGUGCAUGUGGAUCUCAAGGAUCUCCAGGCCAAAGAACACCCCAAGCAAGAGAAGGAGAGCAGGAAAAUCUGCAGCGGCACAAAAUCCCAUUCAGACACCGAAAGUGACUCAGAGGAUGAGGAUGAGGAGGGGCCGGUGACCAAGGAUGGGGCUGUCACCGAUGAGGAUGGCUGGUGGUAUUGAUAGAAAAGUCGACUUUUUUCUAGAUGACGAGGGCAUUGCUGAGACGGGAAUCUGAGGAUGCUUGCUGCGGGAAUAUCUACACAUGAUAUAUAGUACCUAUAGUUAUUUUUUUUACAUAUACUGUACGUAAAAUCUGCCUGUGAUGUGCUGGAUGUGAUUUGUCUACGAAAUGGCACUCGGAGUUGCUGUCAAAUGAGUUGAGUUUGUGGCCCUCAUCCCGCCGCAACUGCCAG